CUACCGGCUAAUUUACGGGUAAAAUGAGAGUGGUACCCUGGCAAGAAAGCAGAUAUAAAUAACGAGCUAUUCCUUUAAACUGCUCUCGCUUGAGUCCAGCCCCGCCUCAUAUCUCAAAAAGUGUGUGUAGCAGACUGUUUACAUCCACCCAGUCCCGCUGCAAAGGUCGUUUUAGACGUUUCCCAGGAACACGUAAACGCACCAGGACUAGUUUUGCUUUCGGGACUUCUGUGAACUGAGCAACUUGUGAGAAGACGAACAGAAGACGUAACUGCAGCGACCUGUGCGUGUCAGCAGAACCGGUUUUACUUUUUUUAAUCAGUGGGAGAGUUGAAGGUUGGCACGCUGGUGAAAUCAACAUGUGGCUCUUCAUUGUGUGCGUCUUCAUGGCGUGGCCAGGAAAAGCAGUGAGUUCUUCCUGUUCGGUUGAGCUGAACCCUCCCAAAGCUGUGGUGAGAUUUGGAGGCCCCUUUUUCGCCAACUGCAGCUCAACAUCCGACCAUAUAGAAGGAAUGGGCUGGGAGUCUUCAAACGAAGGUGUACCUAAUACAGCUGGGGUCUCUUCCCUUGUCUUAAACGUUACAUCUGUUACAGACUGGCAGUUUAACCCACAAUGCUUCGUCAAUGUCGCUACGGAUCAGUGCUUCAAAUACCUGCCAGUCACCCUUUACAAAAUGCCGGACACUGUGUCUAUCUCUGAUCUGAGUAAACUUGUACCCUUGACAGAGGGCAGAAAGUAUCUCAUAGAGUGUGACAUUUCUAAUGUUGCACCAAUAAAAAACCUUUCUGUGACCUGGUUCAAGGGAAAAGAUAUUAUCGAUACACAGACAUAUAAAUCAGGCGACCCGAGUGCAUCCACUCCAAUGAAUAAAACGUCUGUCUUCGAGCUGAAGGCCAGCAGUGAUUAUGAUGGGACUCAGAUCUGGUGUGAGGCAGAGCUGAACUUUGGGUCGGCAGCUUCAAAUCCUCCUCCUGCCCGAUCAAAGGCACAAGAACUGACUGUACGGUACCGUCCAGUCUUCAUCAGGCAACAUGAGACUGUGGAACUUACAGCUGGUAGCAGAUUUACUUUAAACUGCACUGCUAAAGCAAACCCAAAGCCGACAUACCGCUGGUACGUCCCAGACUCUGUACAAAAGGCGAACGAGGAUCAGAGCAUGAAUCAACCAGUUCUGAGCCCUAGUCUCCAGGUUCCAGGGUCCUAUAACUGCACUGCAACAAAUAAACUCGGCACCACGACCAAAUCUUUCACUGUCAUCGAAGUUAAAAGGGAUCGAACCAUCUUUGCAGCCUUGCUCGGAGUGUUUUUGGUCGUUGCAGCCGUGCUCUUCAUUGCCGGAUUUUUUCUCGUGAAACCUGAUGGCUCCUUUUCAUGCAGCAAAGGCAGCUAUCAGAGAGGAGUGGCUACCUCAUCAGGACCUGUAUGAGCCUGACUUUAAUACAUUUUUGCAUGCCUUGACAAUGGAAAUGUUUUUUUUUUGUUUUUUUUGUUAUUUGUGCUUGGGGAGACGUAUCAGUUUCUUGUGUCUUUGAGGCUUGGGGGCUUGGUCUCUUCUGCAUGCGCAAUUUGGUGUACUGCUAAUGCUGUGGUGUUAAGAUUGCAUUAUCCUUUUAUCAGCUGUCUUUCAGUCUCCACUUAUGAGCUUUUGUCAUAUUAACAAGUGGUGCACGCAUUACAUGCACUCAAGAAAUCAGGUUUCUUUUGAAUAACAUGAAAUCUAUAGAUCUGCUUAUACAGUAAUCAGAUUUCUGUUCUACCCCCGACCUUAUUUUGGAUGCAUGACUCACCUGUUUCAACUGUUGAGCUAAUGCUACUUCCAGAUUUUUUUUUUGUGUGUGUGUGCGUGCGUGUGUGCGUGUGUUUGUGUGUGUGUGCGUGAGCGCGCGUGUGUGUGUGUGAGUGUGUGUCCCAGAGCAACCGGACGGCACAGUUAGAGGAAAAGCAGACACACACACACAGCUGUUCCUUGGAACAUGAAUGCGUCAGGAUAUUAAAAGUAGCCCAGUGUGAGUUUCAGUUUCUCCUUUAAUCAUACCACAAUGCUGUCAUAGUGAUACUUUCACUUUCUGGUGUCCUUUAUCCUUCACACACACGAAUGUGAGGAGCUAAAUCAAACCCUUGUUACUUAGCUGCAUGGAAACGCACUGAUUGAAUCAAAUGACUCUUGAAUUUGUAUACAGUGGGUUUAUUCGAGCAAAAAAAGCUCUGUUAAACCCAUUCAACCAACACUAAAGUGACUUAAUAGUGAUGAAAUGUUAACUUUUUUUUUAACCAUUGCAAAGUUCCACAUCCAGAACCAAAACACCAAAACACUAGAGACUAUUGAAAGCCAAAGGGAACUGCACUACACAUUUUAAAAAAAUGUCAGUAAAUGCCCAAAUACUGCUCAUUAAGUGUACUCAAAUCCACUUCCUUGUGAAGUAAGGAGAAGGUUUUUGUUUUGGCUCUCCUGUAAAGUCAAAUGUUAGAGUUUCUGCUUUGGUACUCGCCUGUGGUAGGAGGCCAGUAGCUGCACUGCAUUUUUAUUACUUUAACUGUCUGAUUGUCGUUGUAAUUGAUUUAAGAAUCGGUACAACUUCACUGUCAUCAGCCAUCGGUGCCUUGUUUCUAAUCUUUUUAUAUUUUUUUCAGUCAAAGCUUCAAAGACUGAAUUUUAAGGCAAAACUUGAUUGCUCAGGUACAUUUUGUUUGAACACAUUAUUCCAGACACAGAGAAUAAUUACUUGAGGGUGCUUUUUUAUGCAGUUGGGCAUAAUGUUGACAGUGAGGUUUUUUAUUGUUAUUAAUUUGAUGCAUAUAUUAUGCUCAUGUUCAUGUUCUGUAUUUUUAUUUUUUUUAAAAGCUUUAUGUAUGCACUGAUAAGGCUCUGAAAUGUUGAAUUAUUUUUGCACUGAUCAUGCCAUUUCUGGUACAUGCUUCCAUCUGAUGAGACAAUCAGUUGCUUUUGUGGAAUUACCUGAAUAUGAGACAUUAAAACAAAAACACAUGUUAGACUGACAGCUUGCUGU
Acanthopagrus latus (yellowfin seabream) is the source of this 3009-nucleotide messenger RNA. Its product is annotated as intercellular adhesion molecule 1-like. The transcript is spliced from 5 exons. Gene Ontology annotation, cellular component: membrane. The record is from RefSeq and is a predicted model, not a curated record. Gene Ontology annotation, biological process: cell-cell adhesion. Gene Ontology annotation, molecular function: integrin binding. Lineage: Eukaryota; Metazoa; Chordata; Actinopteri; Spariformes; Sparidae. The coding region runs from base 360 to 1427 and encodes 355 amino acids.